This is a messenger RNA of Acaulospora morrowiae, 339 nucleotides long. NCBI's taxonomy places the organism in Eukaryota, Fungi, Glomeromycota, Glomeromycetes, Diversisporales, Acaulosporaceae. The record is from the annotation of a GenBank genome assembly.
AUGAGCGCUUCAUUGUCCAAGGAAUGGAGGGAUAAGUACAGCGUCCGAUCCAUUCCUAUUAGAAAGGAUGACGAAGUUCGCAUUGUACGUGGUACUUAUAAAGGUCGUGAUGGAAAAGUGACGCAAGUUUAUCGUAAAAGAUGGGUCAUUUAUAUCGAGCGUGUUAGUAGGGAAAAAGUAAAUGGUUCCACUGUACCAAUUGGUAUUCACCCCUCGAAUGUUGUUAUCACAAAACCAAAGUUAAAUAAGGAUCGAAAGAUUUUGUUGGAGCGAAAGAGCAAAGCUAAGUCGAAGAAUAAGGGUAAAGCGGCUGAAGUUGAUACCGAAAUUGAUGGAUAG